CAUUUCGACCCACAAUAGUAGUCAGGAGGACUAGCAGAAGCUGACACAAGUCUUCCCUCCCUUGUUUCCGUGGCGUUAAUUCACAUGAAAGUUGCAAUGGCGACACUUUUCCUGAGAUCAAGCCUAAGGAGAUGCGUCUUCUCUCAGAUUAGAAUGCAAUCUGAUCAGCUUGGUGAGCUGGGUAAAGGAGCAGGAAGAGGUGGAGGUGGUGGUGGCACUGUGAGAGAGGCAGGAGGUGCAUUGGGAAAGCGAGCAGUAGCUGAGGAGGAGCGUUACUUUAGGCAGAAGGAGCAGGAGCAGUUGGAGGCGCUGAGGAAACAUCACCAUGAGGAGAUUGAGCACCACAAAAAGGAGAUUGAGCGCUUACAGAGGGAAAUUGACCGCCACAAGGGCAAAAUCAGAAAGCUUCAGCAUGACGACUGAGGCAAAGAAGCUUGCUGUUAUUUCUCUACCUCACAAAGCAGUCAGACAAGUCAGGAAUGGUCACAUAUUGAUUAUCUGCUGGUCAAGUCAUGAGUCAUGAGACAUCGUACUGACAAUAUGACUGUUAAAACAAUAAAAAGAUUGAUUUU
Melanotaenia boesemani (Boeseman's rainbowfish) is the source of this 572-nucleotide messenger RNA. Its product is annotated as ATPase inhibitor A, mitochondrial-like. Lineage: Eukaryota; Metazoa; Chordata; Actinopteri; Atheriniformes; Melanotaeniidae. The record is from RefSeq and is a predicted model, not a curated record. The transcript has 3 exons. Gene Ontology annotation, molecular function: ATPase inhibitor activity. Bases 85 to 423 code for a protein of 112 amino acids. Gene Ontology annotation, cellular component: mitochondrion. Gene Ontology annotation, biological process: negative regulation of ATP-dependent activity.